This is a messenger RNA of Saccostrea cuccullata (small rock oyster), 428 nucleotides long. RefSeq names its product heat shock 70 kDa protein 12B-like. Bases 54 to 413 code for a protein of 119 amino acids. The record is from RefSeq and is a predicted model, not a curated record. The transcript is spliced from 2 exons. Lineage: Eukaryota; Metazoa; Mollusca; Bivalvia; Ostreida; Ostreidae.
CACAGGAACCACUUUCAAAAGCCAUAAAAAUAAAAUCUAUAGAUGGGAAGGAGAUGGUGGCUUUGGAUGUGUUUUCAGCGGCCAUUAAAUUCCUGAGGCGUCACCUAUUACAUACUCUAGAACAACGAGCCGCAGGGAUAAGAGAAACUGAUAUAGGUUGGGUCUUAACAGUACCUGCUAUCUGGGACGAUCUUGCCAGACAGUUUAUGAGAGAGGCGGCAGUUAGGUCUGGAAUAGCCGGGGACCAGUUACUGAUAGCACUUGAGCCUGGAAUGGCCUUGUUAUACUGUAACCAUCUUCCCAUAGAGAAACUGAAGUCUGAGGCGGGCGUCCAGGGAUUUGGUGCCUUUUCCAAGGGAAGCAAAUACCUAAUUCGGGAUUGUAGAAGUAAGUUUUUGUUUAAAUACCCUUAGGCCAGGCAAAGUGAA